AGAUACUGAGACUAGGUGCCCGGUUACCGUGUACAUAGACACUCUGAUUAUAGAAAGAGUAUAUUUAAAAAAGGGAGUAAGUUAGUAGUACUUGUCCUCGUCCUUGCCUAGGUUAGGGCUGUUGUUGUAGGGUUGGUAUCUCAGUCCAGCAACAGCUGCACUCUCACUCGUCUGUCCAGUUAUAUGACAUUUCUGAUAUAGGCCUUAAAGAUUGUCAGAGCUUAGCUGAAGCGGUCAAUUGACCUAGAACUACUGUUCUGUUCAGGGCUGUCAGACAUUGCAGGAAACAACAAUGACAGAUCUUAGAUAUCCCCUUCAUGCAGCUGCUAGAGAAGGGCGCCAUGAUGACCUGAAAAGUCUUCUGCUCUGUGGACUGCACGAUGUGAACGAAGCCACCUUUGAGUUAGUUCGCCCCCUGCAUGAGGCGUGUUUUUGUGGGCAGUAUGAAUGUGCUGCUCUUCUUAUUGAACAUGGAGCUAAUGUAAAUUUGUCGAACAUUGAUGGUGGUACUGCUCUGUGUGAUGCAUGUUGCAAUGGAAAUCUGAAAAUUAUUGAGCUCUUACUCAAUAGUGGUGCAAAUGUCAAUCCACCUUUUCUGAUGACUACUCCUGUCCACGAAGCUGUUUUCAGGGACAACUGGAAGUGUUUGGAGCUGCUAUCAAAGCAUGGAGCAUUAUUGGAUAAAAAUGAUUGUCAUUAUGGCACACCUCUUCAUGUUGCUGCAUACAAAGGCUACAUUAAGAGUGCUGAAGCCCUCUUGAAAGCCGGAGCCAGUCCAAAUGUGUCAAAAACUCAUCAGACUCCACUGCAUGAAGCAGCCCGCAGCCAGGACUUGCCGCUUGUUCACAUGCUGCUGGAGCAUGGCGCCGAUGUGUACGCUCGUGACAGUCAGGGUUGCACGGCCAGGCAGUUAGUUCCCUGUAGCACCUCACUUUGUAAACUGUACCUGCAGGAGUGGGAGAGAACGCCCAAAACCUUGAGGUUUCACUGCAGGAUGGUCAUACGCAGAGCGGUAGAUGUUAAGAAACUCAAGUGCCCGAUGCAACUCAACUUACCCAAAAUUUUGGUUAGAUUUCUGCAGUUUGAAUAAGAGAUUAUCUGCUGGAGUUCUUUUGUAUUGCUUCUCUAUUUUGAAUGAUGUGAUCCCAGUGAUGCCCCUCAUAUUUUCUAGGAGUGGUCAUUAUCAGACAACCAUGUGAUGUAACAGUGUAAUCAUUCUUGGUAAUCUCAGUCUUUGUUACCUCUCCUACAGGGCUUGUCCUGUCAAUACAUUGACCACUUUGCUCUCUGCGGUCCUGGUGCAGUUGAAUAGAGUUGCAUUUCUUGCCUUUACACGGAAUUGUGAACUUUGGAACUAUGUCCAGCAUUUGUGGUGUAGUGGUUUGGCACAUUUUCUUUGCACAAAGGGGGCUUGGGUUUGAGUCCCUUGUGGGGAGAAUUUUUGUUGAGUAUCCCGUUUUUUUUGCUGGGACAUUGUAUCCCUCUUAGCUCGCGUUGUCUCUGACAGGCAGGGUUGAAGCUUGCCUUUAUAAUGAGCUGAAUUGUGUCUAUGAGGUCGUAAAACUACAUUUUUUAAAAUAACUCCUUCUAUUAGAGAUCCUCGUGAGUAUGCAGGUGACAGGACAGCAAUGGAAAUGGAGCUUUCUGUGACACCCUUAUUGAGAUUGUAAAGGAUACCAGUGCUAAGCCCUGUUCUUUUAUUGACAGGGAAAUGUGCGUCUCAUUUUUUUGUUUUCCUGCCUUAUUUUGAUUAAUCUAUGUUCUGCAAACAAAAGCUGAGGGGCAUAUCCUUAAAAAGGGCUUGAGUUCCUGACCCUCUCUGGUCUUGACUAUGUUUUUGUCAUGGGUUAGGAUACAAUAACAAGAUUUUGUAAUUAUUGAAGCUCCAGUCCAAAACUGGUUAUAUAUCAUAAAACUUUAAAUUACUGAAUCAUUUUGAACAGCUGUCCUUUCCUGUUCCUUUUUACUGAUGCCAUAUGUUUUGAAAACAGGUGGCUCUUUGCUGUAUUGAUGGGCACCAUUCUUCCCUUUCUUGUUCUGUGUUCAAUGAAUGUCCCUGGCUAAAGAAACUUAUUAAGACUGUUGAAUAGUGAGAGAAUUUACGAAUUCAUCAGUAGAGGGAAUAGCACUGCUUAUAAGUAGAAAAGUUUGUUCACUGCUAAGAGUAAUGUUUAAUGAGUAGUGUUUGACUUAUUUCUCAUUUUUUGCAUAACCAUAAGGGUAUGUUGAAAAAAGGGAAAUUAUACAUAGAUGUCUUUGAUGCUUAUCCAGGAUACUAUUUAAGGAUAAAUACUUCUUGUUGUCUUUCAAUUUUGGCUGUGAAUGUGGAAGUCAUCUAGUGUCAUGGUCCUGGAGACGAAUAAUUAAUCCAACUGGUUUUUUUUAAUGAGAAGGAUUGUCCCAUUUAUUAACUGUUUUAUUUUGUUUUUAAUUCUUGAGGGGUGGUUGGGGGGGGGGGGAAUUAAUUUCUGGUGGGUGCUGCUGUGUUUAUUUUGAAUUGUCAUGUUAUUUUACUUGGUUUUAUGUGAUAUCAGUUUUGUACAGAUUACUAGUCUGUGAUGAAUUUUUUACACAAUGAUUUGGAAUUUGAAUUUGCUGCUUUUUCAUGUGCACUAUUUGUUCAGAUCCGGUUGGGUUUUUUGUUUUUUUUGCAACUGUUUUACAUGCUCAUAGUGCGCUCUGUUUUGAAUGUAAUAUAAAAAUCCUUUACAUGUCAAAA
This is a messenger RNA of Aplysia californica (California sea hare), 2719 nucleotides long. RefSeq names its product ankyrin repeat and SOCS box protein 13. Lineage: Eukaryota; Metazoa; Mollusca; Gastropoda; Aplysiida; Aplysiidae. Gene Ontology annotation, molecular function: protein binding. The transcript has 7 exons. The coding region runs from base 293 to 1090 and encodes 265 amino acids. Gene Ontology annotation, biological process: positive regulation of protein catabolic process; protein ubiquitination. The record is from RefSeq and is a predicted model, not a curated record.